Aspergillus heteromorphus CBS 117.55 is the source of this 1608-nucleotide messenger RNA. RefSeq lists its product as uncharacterized. The record is from RefSeq and is a predicted model, not a curated record. Gene Ontology annotation, biological process: regulation of DNA-templated transcription. Gene Ontology annotation, molecular function: DNA-binding transcription factor activity, RNA polymerase II-specific; zinc ion binding. The transcript has 7 exons. NCBI's taxonomy places the organism in Eukaryota, Fungi, Ascomycota, Eurotiomycetes, Eurotiales, Aspergillaceae. Bases 1 to 1608 code for a protein of 535 amino acids.
AUGAUUUCGCAUCCCCGAGGCCCACCGCCGCGACCGCCGCCACUGACUCGCCCCAAGAAAGUCUCGGUGGCCUGCGCAGAGUGCCGUAAACGUAAGACUAAAUGCGUCGGGGGCGUCCCGUGCGCGAUCUGUCGCCGACACAAUGUCGAUUGCGUCCUUGACGAAGACACCGAUCGUCGUCGGAAAGGUACUCUGGAGCGCCGAUUGGAGGCGUUGGAGCAAGAUCAAAGCCUUCUUCGGCACCUGCUGGGUACCAUUCACGAUGAUGAUCCGACACGGUUUGAUCGGAUUCUGGAGUUCAUUCGCACCGAUGCCUCGUUGGAUCAAGUGCGCCUGUUUAUCACCAACACCUGUUCGCAGCCAGCUGAUGGGGAGCAAAUUCGGCUAUUCGACCAUCCGGUGUACCUGGUACCCGCCCAGCCGUGGACCUCGUUGACUGAGGAUGACGACUAUGUGUCGCGUCUUAUAUCGCUCUAUUUCACCUGGAACCACCCCACGCAGAUCUGGAUCGAUCGCGAUCUCUUCAUCCAAGAUAUGCAAAGCGGCGACCCGAACGCGUUAUUCUGCUCUCCCCUGCUUGUCAAUGCCCUCCUGGCGGUCGCCUGCUGUUACCUGGACGUGCCAGACCCAGUCGCCGUGGCAGGUGCACCUCCUGGCCGCCUGAGGUUCUUUAGUGAGGCGAAAGGACUCUUGGGUAAGGAGGAAGGGAAACUUUCCCUCCCCAGCUAUCAAGCUUGUUGCGCCCUAUAUCUCAGUGCGUCCGUCCUGGGGAAAUGUAUGCUCGCGUGGCAAUACUUAGUGGACAUUGCCAGGUACGCCCGAGAGCUUAUGGAAAAGCACAAUAUGCUUGUUGCAAGAGCCGGUGAAAGGGUUUCGGAGAUGGCUCGAGGCCUGGACACGGCGAUCCUUGGCUCGUUUAGCCUCCUGCCAGUCGCGGUGCCGAGCUUCCAUCAACCAUCCAAGAUGAAAAAGCCCGCGUGUGGAUUUCCGCCGCAAGAACAUGACUUGGAGGACACUUGGCACUCCUACCCUAUAAAAGGCUCAUCCACCCCAGCGCACGCGAAUUGUCUAGCCGAAGCAUCCUUCGGCCUACAGUUGAUCGUGUGGGAUAUCUCCAACAACUCGUUCGGGAGGGGCCAGGGACAUGAGACAUCGGGUCAUGAUUAUUAUGACCGCCUGAAACAAUGGGCAUCACAGCUUCCUGAAUGCGUGAAAUUCAAAGAUACAAAAACCCCCGCAACCCUCGACUUACAAAUGCGAUAUUACAGUGCUGUAAUAUCUGCCUUUGAGUUCUCGGAAGACACCAAUGCUCCCGAUGUGCGUAUUUUCUCCGCCCACACCAUCUGCUCCCUGCUCGGCGAGUUCAUGGCUCGUUGGCCCGCUACAUACACGCCCGUGAAUUAUAUUCGAUACAUCAGCGUUGUGCUCUCAACAUUACUUCCCCAUCUCGGCAAAGAAGAAAACAAGUCCUUAUUUAUAUCGUGUUUCUUCACGCUUCACUCUAUGGAGAAGCGACUUCCCAUGGCGGCAAAGGUCCUCCAGCACAUCCGGGACAAAGCACGACAGUUGCAUAUCGGUCUUCCCCGGCAGGUCAUCUCGCUGGGCUAG